AGACUUAUUCUGUUUCACUUCAGUAAGGGACUCAGAUCUCUCUGGGCAGUUUUAGGAAAAGAGACCUAGAAGAAGACAGAGGAAGAAUAUUUUCGCUGCUACACAAAAUAUAAGAGUUCAUAAGAAUUUCACUGUCCCUAAACAUGCUGUAUGUGAGAAGAGGGUUUGGGGAUGAGAAAUCCCAGCUAAAUGAAUUAAAUUGCAGGUUGAACCAGUACCUCUUCAGAGUGAGGCAGCUGGAAGAGGAGAAUCAAGUGCUGGUAGAAGAGAUUCACAGGCUUCGCCUGGAGCGAGGAGCAGAAUGGGCACAGGGGUACCACACUGAGGUCAGCAAGCUGAGGAUGAAGGUGGAAGAACUCACUGUACAGACAUCUGAAGCAGAGAUACAGAAAGAGAACCUCUGGCUGGAGUUGCAGAACUUGCAGGAAUUGUGGGAGCAAGUGAGGGCUAUGAGGCUCAAAAUUGACCAACAGCUGACACUUUACAAGCAAGAUCUGGAGCAAGCAAAGAGCAGCCAAGUAGCUCUAGAGGAACUGUAUUUUCGCCUACAACAAGAACGUGAGAUGCUCCUGGGUUCCCAACAAGAGGAACUGUUAGCACUGAGAGAUCAGGCCCUUCAGAUUCCAUUGCAAAUUACCAUGCAGGCGGUGGCACAUCCCCGGCUGAGUUUGACAGAUGUGCAGAGCUUCUCACUGGAGCUUUCAGAGUCCUGGAAGGAUGCUUUCCUCAUCUAUCAAAAGAAAAUUGAGGAACUUGAGGACAGCCUAAGGCUGAGUGAGGAGGACAGACAUGGGGCAGAGGAGACGGUCAGGAUACAGAGGCUGCAGGUGGAGGAACUGCGCAGAGAGUAUGAGGAGCUGCUGGGGAUCCAGAAGAUGCUGGAAGGAGAACUGCUUAGGAUGAAGGAGAAGUACAGAUUGGAGGUGGAGGAAUAUCAGAUCAUAAUAGAGGAGCUGGAGAGUGAGAGACAGACCAUUUCAGUAACCAUCACAGAGCGUCUGCAGGAUUACCAUGACCUCAUGCAAGUGAAGAGUGGACUCAGCCUGGAAGUAGCUGCAUAUCGGGCACUUCUGGAGGCAGAAAGCAAAAAGGGCACAGUGAUCUGGACGGAACAAUCAGUGAGAGACAGGCCAGCAGGAUAUGUGACAUCAACUUUUGAUGAGUCAACAAGAUUCUCUCACAAAGGAGGAAAAAGAAUUGAAUACCCAAUUACCAGAAGCAGAGAUGAAAUAAGAAGGAAAACACAGAGCACAAACAUGGACAGAUUCAUUACUCGGACUGUACCAGCAACACAGAUCAGAUCACAAUAUACAAACUUAGGUAAUACAAGUACUUCUUAUGUAUCACGUGUUCAUGAUAACCCAACGCAGGAGAAAAGUGGUAGAUGGGACACAAGCAUGUCCUCCAGAUAUGGCCUAUCACACAAUACCAAACUCCCACAGACCACAUAUUACGCAGCAAAACCCACAAUUGUAACACCAUAUUCCUCUGUUCAGUCCAAAGUCAUUAGUGAGACAACUAAAGCAGAGCAAAUUAAAGAAUUGAAGCCAGUAGCUCGCCCAAGAACUCAAUCCAGAGAAUCCAGAAAAGUUCAGGUGAACAUUGGCACAGAAGAUAACAGACAUGAAUUAAGCUCUCAAAUUGCUUUUGAAACUAAAGUAAUCGAAGAGAGGAAGGCAACUUCGAAGACUGUAGAAGAGGAAAAGAAAGUUUCAAAAACCAAUGAAAAUUAUACCCCAAAAGGUAUAAUAAUUAAUAAAGAUACAGCAAGUGUAACAGAAACAGUACAGAAAGAGACAAUUCAGGAACCUAAAGCACAAGAUUUACCUGUCAAAAAAGAGAGGAAGAAAAGAGAACAAGCCAAAAAAAGAAAAGAAGAAGAGGUAGAGAAAGUUGAAAUAGGUGAUAUGAAUGUGGAAACAGGAUCAAAGGCCGAGGUCCAUGAGACUACCCAAGUGAAGAAAACAGUUGUACUUGAAGAAAAGCCACAGGCUGAACAAAUUAUCUUUGAAUUACCAAUACAGGUUGAAACAAGAAGAAAUGAAAGCAAUUCACAAAAAAGCAAUAAGGAAAACAAGACAGCAAGAAAUGUUAGCCAUACAUAUGUCAAUGAAGAAUUUGCUUUUCGCAGAAGUGAUGAUGAGCUCAAAACAGUUAAAAAUGUUGACAGCAGUAAAACUGGGGAUGCGGUGAUAUUUUCAUCAGAACCCAGAGAAGAAAAAACAAUGGUCGAUGAUAUUCUUAGACAUUUAAGCCACUCUUCUGUGGCAUCUGUAGAAACAAAAGAACAGGGCAGUGGAUCUAGAACAUUUGUACUUGGAGAAAAAAUGCAGGGUGAACCAGUUGUCCUGGAGAUACCAAUAAAACUUGAAGUGAUCAAAACUCAACUUAGCUCAAAGAAAGGUAAUGUUGAACAGCCAGAGCAAAGUACAUUUGUAAGGAAUGAUAAAGAAAGAAAUGUGAAUGAAGAAUCUACUUUUCAAAGAACUGAAGAGAUGCACGAAACUAAUAAAGAUGUGGAAAACAAAGGAAGCAGUUACACUGAGGAAUCUGGGAGGGUAGACAUUUCAGCUAAGAACUUUGAGCAAAAAGCUAUGGUUGCUGAUAUCCUUAGACAGUUAGGACUGUCUUCUGGUCUGGAUGAUACUAAUGUAACCUAUGUGAAAAAGAAGGAGCAGUGUAAUGAUGGAUCUGUGAAAACUGAGAUUUUUGUGCAGUCCAGAACAGAAGAAGAGAUAGAUUUGUUUGAUGAACCUGACUUAACAGAUUUGUGGAAUACGACAACCACCCAAUCACCCCAAAAGAGUGGUGGGACAGGAAAAGCUGAACACUUGGAUGAGGAACAUCAUAGCAAAAAGAUAAAGAAAACAAUUUUGGAAGAUGUGACAGGAGCAGAAGCUGAAGAAUGGAUAGGAAAUAUUGUCCACACUGGACUAAAAGAUUCACCAGGAAAGUCUGUCAACGUUGAGAUUGUAGAGGAAACUUUUGAGACAUUUGGAUAUGAUAAAGGAGAAUUUUCAACUCCAUUUCACGUAGAAGAAGCAGAAGAUAGCUAUAAUGUAGAGGGAUCUGUCAAUAUAGAAGAACAUGUUUCAUUGAAAACAGACAAACUACAUGAUAAAAUUCAAUCUUCUGAUGGUCCUACUCAAGUUGAAGAAGUAACAGAGGGUGAAAAUGUUGAUGAGGAGACAAGUUACUUUGUUUCUAUUCCUGAAGACAACCCAUACAUAGAGGAAGAGGAAGAAGACACAUUAAAAGGACAGAUUCAUACAGAGGAAGAGUCCCAUGUUAAGUAUUCCUGGCAAGAUGAGUUCUUACAGGGGUCCCAAGGUCGUAAGGCUCUGAGUGAGUUUCUUAAAAAUGCUGCAGCCACUGAACCAAACUCAACCAGUCAUGUGACCUCAGAGAACAGCAGUGAUAGGUUGGAAAAUGAAGAACAAAAAAAAGGUUCACGCACUGAAACUGUUGUGAUUGAGAAAAAAAUUCAAGUUCCACAUGAAAUUCAGUCAUCAAUAAUGGAAUUCCUCUCAAAAGAUGUCAAAGAUCCCCAUGAAAAAUUGAAAGGGGCACUGGAGUGCCUGCAAGGAAGCCUUCCACAAGACCUAGCUGAAGAAUUAGCAAUGCUGGCUGGAGAAGAACAAACAGAAAGCAACAGUUUGGCACUGGAUAUUAAAAAGGUUGGUCAAACUGAGGAAAGUGGUGUGGUCACUAUUGUAGCAGAAAUCAAUAUAUCACAAACCAUGGACAUAGAUAAUUUAGAUGAUUUAGACAAAAUUGAAGGCUUCAGAAAUCAGGAGACAGCUAUACACAAAACACACUUAAAAUCUUCUGAAGAUUUAACAUCGUUCCAGCCAAAAGAAUCUGUUGGGAGCAAAGAGUCUGUUUCUGUUACAGUGGGGACAAAUAAUGAGCAUGAGUUUUACACUACUGAAGAAAUCAGUCAGAAAGGGCCAACUACUACAAGUGUUCAUUUCAGUCCUACAAGAGAACUAUCUUUAGGGCAACUCCCCACGAAUGUAACCAGCUUCAUAAAACAUGUUGAACUUGGUGGCCAUGAACAAAUCUUACAAGAUGAUUCAAGGCUUGACAAGGCUUCAUCUGAUGAACUUUCUCCAACAGAAGUGAACAGAUCUGAGCAUCAUAUCAAGCUUGGGCCAAGGGAAAUGCACUCCAGGAAACACAUCAUCUUUGAGGGUCCCAUCUCUGAGACACUUAAAUUGGACAUAGUUAAAAAUACAGAUGACACAUCAGAUCAGAAUAUAUCUAUUAGGCAUAUAAAAAUAAGUCCAACAGAAAAGUACCCAACAGAACAAAUUGUGUUUCAGGGUCCUAUUUUUAAAACUGGGGUCAUCGGGGCCAAUAUUACAGGAGACGUAUCAGUCAAAGAAAACUUCACAGAUGGUGUGAACCAAGCUAUCCAAAACUUGUCUUUUGAGAGAAUACAAGCUAGCGAUCAGGAAAACAGCGAGUUUAGUACAGGUGUAAGUAAAACCAUUUCACAUUUUAAACAUAACUCUGGGGAAACUCUGAACAAGGAAAUUAUAUUGGAGGGAUCCAUUCCUAGGGCUCAUGAUCUUGGUAGACAUAUCACAUUGGAGGAUGACAGUAAGCCUAUUGAAUAUAACUUUUCUGCUCAGAAAAUCCAUGUUGGGAAACAAAUUAAAUACCAGGGAUUUGUCUCUGAACCUCAUAAAGUGGCAGAUACUGGUAAUCUUGUUGAGUCGAAAGAUCAGUCCAAUGUCAACACAUCUAUCCACCAUAUAAAAUUAAGCCCAAGCAGAGAGCAAAUAGUUUUUGAAGGACUUGUCUCUUCAAAUCUGCCCAUCCGUGGAGAAGAUAGCUCUCUUUUGGAAGACUCAAACCGAUCUAUAAGAUAUAUACAGCUUGGUUCCCCAGAAACAUAUACAUCGGAGCAAGAAACAUUUGAAGGACCAACCUCAGAAUCUUAUGAAUCAUCAGAUUUUUUUGUUUCUUCUCCAUCUGGAGACUCCAGUGAGAGUGAGAGGUCAAUCAAGCAUAUUAAACUGGGCCCAACAGAAAAGUCAUUCACUUUUCAAAUGGAUAUCACCAAAAUUGCCAAAAAUUAUUCUGGAGAAAAGAGUUCUCAGGAGAGUGGACCGGUAGUAACAUCCAGAAAGUUUGAAGGACUGCCAGAAUUCAGUCAGUCAUACAGUGAAUUAACAGAUGACCCAGAGGUGACAGAAAGCGGAUAUGGUGAGGAAGAAAUUGCCGGCGUCUCUCAGCUCCCAUACAAUAUCAUGCCCCAUGGCCAGAGCAUUACAGAUAUAUCAGAGCUUGAUAAAACCGUGCAGCUGCAAAGAAUAGUUCAUCAGAGUAAUGUGGUCUCUGAUGACAAGAAAGUGGCUGUUGUUUAUCUUGAUGAAGAAGAGGAACCUGACCAAGAUUAUUUACGACGAUCAUUUUGAAAUUAACACAUUAAUUGAGAAAAAUUACAGUGUGUGUGUGUAUUUAUAUAUAUAUAUAUAUAUAUAUAUAUAUAAACAUCCAUCAAUAUUUUAGGUCCCUUUCUACGAAUGGAACUAUCUUAAUGUAUUGACAAUUAUGCGCUUGGCCCUUCAGCUAUUGUUCCUAAUGCAUGAGUGGUGGCAUGAUCCCUGCAAGGACUAUGCAGUCAUAUUAGCAGCCAGUCAGUGGGAGUGGGUUGUCUAUUCAGAGAAUGGCUAUUGCUGAAUCAAACGUACAGCACGUUUUACCAGCCAGUGAAACAUAGAGUUUAGCUGAACAAACGGGAAUGAAUUAAAAGCAGCUUUACUUUAGGACAAGGUAAUGAGAUGAGCAUUCUCCUACAGGUCAUUGAAAGUGGCUGUCAGUUCAUGACUUACAGUACAUAAUUCAUGUUUAUUUCAAAAGGUACACCAGUAAGUUUGCAAUAAAAUAGUAUCUAGACCUGACAGACCUGAGCAAUGUUUGGCACACUGUCGGAAUCAUCUAAAGAUGUGCCAUGCCUGCUGAUUGAAAUAGUUUUUUUAAAUGUUUUAGGUUGGGUUUUUUUUGCGUUUGCUCAAUCAACAGAUGUAAAUUGCCAAUUGAAGGAAAUGAUUCAUUAGAAAAAUCAAUAGUGGAUAGGGAUCAAAUCAAGUUGUUACUUGAAUUGCCCCAUUAUGUCAAAUUGUCAAUGUAAAUUAAAAUAGUGUACACAAGGGGGGCUAUGUAAGUAGCCAUGAGGUUUCAAUGUGUUUUAAUAUAACAGGGGUUAUCCAGUCAGGAAACCUAACUUGUGUUUGCUUGCACCCCCCAUAAAUUUAGUGAGGUAUACUUGAUUCUGAGUGAUACAGAACUCUACAUGGAUGCAAAUAGUGAGGUUUAGCAUACAGUGCAGAUGCCAAUUUACACAGUUUUGUGCACGUUCAUCCUAGUGCUUGAUUUGGGCACUUCAGGGCAGGAACUGGGCGGUGAUAAUGCAAUCGCAUGGAACUGUUCUGACUUGUGGGCGUGUCAUGGGACUGUUAUGUGAAUGUAGCUUAAGUUCCAUGCCAUUAGAAGUUGCACGCAACAGGAGGGAAAGCCUGUUUCUGAAAGAUCUCUUGCACAUCUCAUGCGGCUGGUGCAAAUGCGAUACUUAUUAUAAUGGUUGUGGCAGUAGGUGGUAUCACGGUUUCCCACUCACAAAUGCACAUCAGCUGUACAGAAGCUCUCAAUAACAUUAGGUAGUAAAUCUAGCUUUGACUGCUACGGACAAAUACAGCCAGCUUUCAACCGACUAAUCAGCCCUUAUGCGUCCAGCUAAAAUGAAUCCCCUCAUAGUAUACUCAUAACGAUGGCAGCUGUUUAGUGGCCAUAUUUAUGAGAAUAUAGGUUAUCAAUUCACUAAGCACUAGCAACAUCAACAUACUGUAUCUCCCAACUGUCCCGAUCUGUGAACCACAGAAGAAGGGUUAUUGGAAAGCAGGCAUGGCCAAAGGCCUGGGCAGAUCAAGACGGUGUUUGGGUUGGUCAGAAGCACACAGCACACAGCUCAGUGUUAAACGUUGAGCUGUAUUUAUAACUCAGACAACAGGUGCUGCCUCAAUGAUGUCACUGGAUCUUGGUGAAUUGAAAGCCAGCAUUCUCCUGAAUACAGGCUCAUAUACUGUCUGCAUGCAUUGCACUAUUGUCCUACUUCCAUCAUUGUAGCAGGACAUAGAAAUGCCUUUUCCCUUAUUGUGAUGUAUAAAUACUGACCACACUUUUUCUCUUUGUAUGGGGGACAGUGAGUAUUAUUUGACUAGCAUUGCUCAUAGGUAUAAUUCUGCACUAAAAAUCCAUAAAUGUCAGUCACUGUUUUUUUAUUAUGUAAAUUGCAUUAGGCAAACAUGGCUCAUCACUGAUUGCUCAAUAAAUCUUAAGGCCCUAGACAUAUAAAGAUCCGCCGCCGAGCUGCCCGACGGCGGAUACGGCCCACGGGCGACCCGGCAGCGGGGGGGCAGUGACGGGGGGAGUGAAGUUUCUUCACUCCCCCCGUCACCCGGCUGCAUUGAAGUGCAGGUAAAUAUGGACGAGAUCGUCCAUAUUGGCCUGCAUGUACAGCCGACGGGGCACCAGCGAUGAAUGAGUGCGGGGGGCCGCGCAUCGUUCAUCGCUGGUGCCUCCACACUCAAAGAUUUGAGGAAUAUCGGCCAGUGUGUAGGGCCUAUUAGUCUAGAUCUGCACCUUUGGACAGGUACAGUAAAUAGCUUUGUUCCUAUUAUAUCUGGAAAUAAAUCUCUCUCCUGCAUAUCUGGAAGCUGAAUGUUGCCUGUACUCUGCACACUGACCAUGUAUUCUCCCUGUGCUGAUUGAGGGGAUUAAUACAGACGACUAGUAAAUGAACAGAAUAGAAGUGCUUUAUUUCUCUGAAAGCAGUGUUCAGCAGUUGGAAGAUCCUGCAAGGCUUGGUUAGUCAGACUGUCAGCCAGGCGGUCAGAUGCACAGAUCAGAUAAUUGGUUCUGUAUCAAAAAAAGAUGCAAGAUAAAUAUACAGUUAGGCCGGGUAAUGUUAUACAGGGUUACAAAAUGCAGGUGUUAUCUAGCUAAAACAUGUAAUGUAUAAUCUGCAUUUCUCUCCCAUUAUGGCCUGCUGAUAUUGGGCCUAUUUCGGACUGGAUCGCUGCAGCGACGGCGAUCGCAGCCUGACGCCCUUUGCGGAGUGCACAUGCGCAGCGGGAGCUACUUGCGGGCAGGGAGCGACUCGACGGGUGCGAAAGCACCGUCGCUGUGCGAUGAUUUUGCACCCUUGCGGUGGGGAGGUAGGACCUGACAUGCGGGGCGGACUAACUCUGUGCUGGGUGUCCCCCCGCAUGUCAGAGAAACUGAUCGUAGAUGUGCUAAAUUUACGAUCAGAUCUGAAUCACCCCCCCUUUGUUUUCUUGCUGCAUGAACAUUAACAACUAAUGAUUAAAGCUUGGCGGUAAAGGGUUUGCCACUUUAACUUUUAUUUUUCCUAAACCCAGCAAAUCCUUUUAUAGUAUUAAUAUGAGAGACCCACUGCUGGACCUCACUGUUCCUUGUAUUAAGCAGAAUCGGGGCAUACACAUAUAGUACAACAAAUGAUGACAGAAUUCUAGUACUUUGGGUCCCUUAUGCAAUAGCCUGUGAUAUACAGAUAUGGGCGUGAUUCUGGCAAGCGCAAAUCUGGUGAGUUAGGCGGAAUUUCUUAAGUAGCAAUAAUUUAAAAAACAAAACUAGGUUGCUUUUGCCUUUUAAUUUAUAUUUGCUUUAGAAAUACAGAUGAAUUCACUGGAAUUGUGCCAAUGCCUGGAACUUGCGGCCUGUUCUAUAAGGUCUUAGAUAUGAGGCGUCAUGCCUCCUGCUGCAUUAAUGAUGUGAACUGCAUUCUAGGAUGCCAUAUCAGAUCAUCUCCGACACCAUCAGCGAGUUUCCUGACCCAUCGGCUGCCGCAGCUGUAACCUAGAGGCCAGGAAAUAUCCGUUCUCUGAUGGAGAUCCUGGCCUUAUUCCUCCCCUGCAACACUGGCGUCACGCCUCCGUUUGGAGAAACAGGCCAUCACCGCCCCUCUGCACCCUUAAAUGGCAUCAGACUGUCAGUCACUUACAGUCUGAUGCCGUCCUGCGUCGUUCGUUGCAGGACCUGUUCGCAUAUGCACAGAACAGGUCCUGCACAUGCACAAAGCACCUCCAAUCACAUCUGACUUGCCUCACUUAUUAGGGUGUUAACUUCGUUUCUGAAGGUUCAUGAUUGUAAAGCAACACUAAAUGUAAAAUUAUUAUAUGUCACACACACGUCCCAGUCAUAAAAUACUUCUGUAAUAUAUUUUAUAAAAGCAAGGUGAUCACCUCAAACUGUUCAUCAGUUCUGCAUUUCAUUGAUCGUGAAAUAUCUGCCCCUCAUUGAGCUGUUACAUCACAUGUGACAGGGGGCAACAGUGUGAUCAUUGUCCUGGCUGCAGCAUAUAACGAACAGCGGGGGUCAUUCCGAGUUGAUCGUAGCCCUGCAAAAUUCCCCCCACAAAACGGCGGCCAAACGCCACCGUUCUGCCCCCUCCCACCCAGCAACCGCCUCUGCCUGUCAAUCAGGCAGAGGCGAUCGUAGCGCAGCGACGGCCUUCUGCCGCCGGGCAUGUACCGGCGCACUGUGGCGCGGGCACAUGCGCAGUUCUGACUCGACCGCGCCGCUGCGAUAAACUGCAGCGUGCGAUCUGGUCAGAUUGACCCCCAGCAUACUAAGCUCUCAUCAGCUUAAAACCAGCAGAGGUUUUCAGGAAACCCUACAUGACAGAAGAAGGGGCAGACGUUAGUACUUUAUGACAUAUACAUAGGGGGGAAAAAUAAUAAUUUCAUAUUUUGUGGUCUUUAAGCGGAUUGCGUGUCUCUGCACAUUAGUACACCUGUGAUUUUGAUUGACUCAUUUAGUCAACACAAGUAGUAUCCUAUAUAUAGAUCAGAGCUCGGUGAACUUAUUGCUGCUGUAAGGUCAUAAACCUGUCUAGUAAUGCAGAUCAUAUAGACAGCUUGCCUGUGAUAGUUAGAGUAAAGUGUCAUAGUGACAGACACAUGAAGGGUUCAUAUACCAUAUCUGCUAACAAGAAAGAAUCUCUGCUUCUGUUUAGUCCGUGUCCUUCCCCCCUGAAUUGACAGGAGCAUGCUGAAAAACACUUUACUGCCAUUUGUCAAUUCAGCUUUGGUUUAUUUGUUUGGAAAAUAUAUAUAGCCUAGCAGAUCACAUCAUGUACUGUAUUACUAGUCUAGUUAUGUAGAGUAGUAGCUAAUUGAGAACCUGUGUAGUAAUACAGAGUUCAGUAGCGACGCCAUUUCCUAAUCAUGGGCCUCCUUAUCUGCUAGGCUUUUCUCUAGCACACUGGCAGCCUAGCACACAUGAAGAAGGGCACUGUGAGCUGCGCAUGUGUAACCACAAUACACAUGAACAAUGCAGAUUUCUCAUGCAACAACUUUGGUCUGUGUUACUUCAUCUUGACCUGAUAUAAUCAUAGAGAUCAGAAUUUAGAUAUACACGGACACUUUUUAAUGUUCUGACCAUACCGUGGCUUCUACAACCACUGUACUGACAGCUGGCUUGCUAUAGAAACGCUCAUUAAAUGAUUAGAUCAGGUCACAUGCCUGAAGUUACUGCAUGACAGCGGCACAUGCAUAGGGAGAGAGUUCCAGUUGAAUGCAUUUCAUGUCUGUAUUUUGAGUAUAUGAUUCAUUCAAUCUUAAAUAUAGUGCAGAGAUACAUGCAAAUAGCUGACUACAAGGAACAUACUUUGCACCUGUCUUGUGUGGGCUAGCCUGGUGUAACUUUGAAUCAUACUUCCCUGCUCUGAAAUUAUCAGGAGUCUCCCACGGACUCCCGGAAAUGCAGGUAACCCUCCCGUAUCCGCUCUCUUCCGAGCAAAAUGAGUGGGAUGGGGUGUGUACCCCCCCUCUGGGAAUUCUCCCUGAGGGGAACAUAUUAGAGGUGGUAAGUAUGCUCUGAAUACUGACGCAUUUCAAAGGGCAUAGAUGAAGUUUACGCCCUUAUUGGACUCCACUUGCACAUGAAUGCCCCUGACCUGGCUCUCAAAGCGUCUGAUACAGGAGACCAGAAGUAGUGCUGUCAGUUGCGUGUAUGUACAAAUAUUGCAUAAGAUACAAAAUACAUAAGUUGUGCAAAUAAACUUGCGUCCAGCGCUAAAUCAUAGUGUCAGCGAAUCCUAAGCCACAAUAGCAAACCAUACAUUGAGAAAGACCUAGAGAUUGGCAGAUUUAAUACAACACGUGAGUCUGCAGAUGUUGCUGAACUGCUUACGCUGGCUGGCAGUGCAUGUCUGGCCUUCAGCAACUGCCUAUAGGGAAACCAGGUCAACCAUAUAAAAAUACACAUGCUGUUGUUGUUCAGAUACAUGCUGCAUGCAUGCUUUUACUACUUUCAGGCAUGUAGCAUACAUUAUGUUUAAAUUGCAUCUUUUGGCCAUACCUCCCAAUUAUCAUGCCACUGGUGUGUGUGGCAAAGAAAGUUUUUUGGUCAGGAAUGCAGGUCAGCGGCUAGGUACGUUAUGGCUCGUGCACGUCUGCUUCAUGAUAUACACUUGACCCCUGUCUCUGUUCACGGAUGGACGGUAUGCUUCUCGCCUGCAGAAGCCGCCAUUUUGUUCUCUGAUCCAUAUUCAUGGGAAUACAAUUUAUCUAUUUAAUAAAACUCAGUAACAUUAUUGAAGCAUGGAGCGCAAGUCAUGUUACUAGUUUCUCCUGAAUGGAUUAGCUGUAUUGACAUGACUCUGUGUUCUGCACACAAAAUGGCUGCCUCCACUUUCCAGAAAAGAGACACCUUUAUUUCCAAUUCAUCUAUGCAGCAUAUUUAAUAUGUGCCUUAUUUUAAAUGAACGGAAUGUAUGGUAACCAGGUAAAAUUAGAAUCCUAAGAUCCACUGUUGUCUGAUUUUCCCUCACUUCUGUAUGAGUGGUAACCUGGCCUAACCAGACCCCUUGUUAGGUGCUAAGGACCAAAGGGACUGUUUACCAAUGCUUGGAAGCAAUGUUAGCUCACACCAAGACUGAUGAAAAAUUAAGCAUGUUUAUCUUGUCCUCCAGAUGGUAUAUAGCAGCUAACACAAUAGUACACACCAACAUAUAAUACAUGAUUUACAACCAAGUAAUAUUACCAGCCUGCUAGUGGGGUCAUCGCUUCUAAGAGGACAUAGAGGUCUCCUGGGGCUGGUAAAUUGAGUUGAGGGCCAUAGGUGUGGGCCUGCCAAUAGCUGAGGCAUUUGGAGUUAGGCUGGAAUGUUGGAGAGAAACCUCCCCAGACACACUCACCUGGCUGGCUCUGAUGUGCCUGGAUACUAUAGGGUAAUUGUUCAGAAACAAAGAACCAUAUUAAGACACAGGGCUGCUUACAUUCUUGCAAUGUUGUGUUUAACUCCUUGGUAGAUUUAGUCCCAAAGUACUGCUAAAAGCCUAUGGAGGGGAAUAUAUAAAACCUGCAAAGCAGAGGAGUGAACACAUUGAAAGAAACAGAGUAAAAAACAGUAAAAGGAAUCCAGUUAUAGGCUUUGGUGGUUCCAGCUGGUCUUGACCUAUGUUCAAAGAACCACCUCUCGUUGCAACGUAAUAGUGCAGGCACACAGCCAAUGGAAGUUGUGUUUAUUUGCCCAUUCUACUCAAUCUUGUCCAUGAUCCCCCAUGUGUUAUUACAAUCAUGUGAAUGAACAAAUGCACCUAACGUCAAGUGAUACUUAUGCUCACCAUUUCUGGAGCGCACAGUACCUGGUGUGAGAAAUGUUCCUAUGUACACUAGCCCUAGACACUGGAAAGCCAUAGGUUACCUAAACAUACUGUAGCUUAAUGCUUUAUCUUCACAGCCAUACAACAUAUUGAUCAUUUCCAGAGUGUUUCAUGUUUGUUUGUUUUUCUACUGAAAUAGAGUUACGAUAUAUAAGCAAAUGAGAUUUAUUUUUGUAAUGUGAAUGGUUUGCAGCUCACAAUAUUGCACUUGGAGUAACUUAGUUAUAUAUUGGAUAAUACUAUCUGUACUGUUAAUUACAUGUAUAUUAGCAUACCUCCCAACUGUCCCGAUUUUGGCGGGACAGUCCCGUUUUUCAUGGACUGUCACGCUGUCCCACCCGCGGGUCGCAGUGUCCCGCGGGUGGGGGGGCAGUUGGGAGAUCCCCCCUGUCACUCGCUGCUCUGAGGAGAGCAGCGGUGAAUAGACGCUGUGCGCAUGCGCACAGCGUCUAUUCAUGGCAAAGAGGGACAGGGGGCAUGGCCAGCAGCUCUCACAGCGCUGUUCAUGCUCCCAUAAUGACGAAAACGGGGGCGUGGCUUGCAAUCGCGGUACUUGCCGCGAGGCAGCGCCCCUUUUCAUUAGGCCAUGUCCCCUAAAAUCGGGCACGCGCCUUCGGCGCCCGAUGAGGUCCCUCCUCCGCAUAUAUCAAAGUUGGGAGGUAUGUAUUAGAAGUCACAGAGUUGUCUAAAAGCACAAAGCUGUAGGUUCUAAUAUCCGUAAAAAAGUACAGAAGGGGAUGAAUUGUCCUUUCUAAUAUACAUUUACUAAUGAAAACUGAUGUGAUGACAUCAUAACUCACAGAUUAUAAGUGAUGACAUCAGAACUCACUGUUUAUAUAGAUAUUAUUUACAGGAGUUUAUACAUAUAUUAAAAUCACUUGCGUAUUAUAUACAAUUUCUUAAAAAAAAUACAUCAAUUUAAGUGUUGCUAAUGUUCAGGUUUUGGAUGAUGACUUUUUCUGGUGUAUUCAUAUAUUACAUCAUUUAUUUUUGUUUGCACUUUUUUCCCUUAUGGUUGACUAUUAAAAUAUAUAAAAAUCA
Pseudophryne corroboree (corroboree frog) is the source of this 13738-nucleotide messenger RNA. RefSeq names its product synemin (gene SYNM). Gene Ontology annotation, cellular component: intermediate filament; sarcolemma; costamere. The transcript is spliced from 4 exons. Gene Ontology annotation, molecular function: vinculin binding; structural constituent of cytoskeleton; structural constituent of muscle. Gene Ontology annotation, biological process: intermediate filament cytoskeleton organization; fast-twitch skeletal muscle fiber contraction. The record is from RefSeq and is a predicted model, not a curated record. The coding region runs from base 144 to 5426 and encodes 1760 amino acids. Lineage: Eukaryota; Metazoa; Chordata; Amphibia; Anura; Myobatrachidae.